UCCUGCUGUUGCUGCUGCUGUCGUACGCGGGACAUAAAGAAGCGGCUGCUGUUGCUGUUGCUUGCUAUUGCUGCCACGGCACGACGUCACAGUGUGCGUAUGCGGUGGUGGUAUUGUUUUUUUUUGCAUCAUCCCUCGCUUCGUUGUUUUCUGGACUCUCUUCCCCCCUUGUAUAUACACUGUAUAUACCUCGAGACUUUACCCUUAUAAGGUGGGUAAGAAAGAGAGUUGCAAGCGGUGUAUAGAGAAAGAAAGAGAGAGAGAGAGAGAAGGGAAGCUUUGCUGGUUUGGAAGAUUUCAAGUGUGUAUUCAGCGGCCGCAGACUAGAGGCUGCCACAGCGCGAAGGGUUACUGCUACUACCACCGCUACGCUGACUACUACUAAUUCUACUACUAGUAUCGUGCAACUCUCCUUUCCCUUUUCUUCUCUUCGUCUUUUCUAUUCAUCUACACCGCACCACUGCAUCUUGGUUUUUCUUUUUUGUCUUUAUCAUCGUAUCAUCGAGUAUACGUAUGCUUCGUAAAUGUAUAUAUCUACUGCGACCGGUUGAAGAUCUAGGCUUUGCACUCAGCUACCGAGUUUUAACAAUAUAUCGCGGUGUAUAAACGAAUAUACGUAUACAUCGACGAUAAGGAAGCGGCGCCAAGAAGAAAAGAAGAAAGAAAAAAAAAGGAAGCUCGGUGAUGCCGCUGUCGGGGCUUCUGCUAUUAGCAGCAGUAGCAGCAGCAGCAUCAGUAGCAGCAGAAGAAGCAGCUGUGUGAAAAGCCCGUAGAGCCGCCGCGCUCUCCUGUUUGCACCACGCGCUCAUCUCAUUAGAGGGAGAGGAGAAAGGCUACUAAGGGUCUCGAAAAAGCAACGAGAGCUCAACGUCCGAGUUCAAGGAUCGCCGCGGAUAUAAUCCAAAAAUAGAUCAUUCAUCAUCGUGCGCACAGAGGCCUCGGCAGAGUCAUCGGCCAAACGGCAUUAUUACAUCGACAGACGCAUAUGCGAGGGCCGAUGCCUGCUGCAUAGUCUGUCCUGCUGUUGCUGCUGAUGCCGAUGCGGGGAGGAUGCGGCCUGCUGCUGCCGGGGUGCCGCCGCCGCUAGUAGCGCUGGUCACUCGCUGAACUGGUCGCUGCGAAGCCUUUUCCUGCGGGUUGUGCUGCCGCCAGCCGUAUAGCGUAGUAGCUAUAACACCGCUGCGCGUUGUGUGCAGUGCAGCAUACAGCUCUCAGAAAGGCCAGCGCUGCAGCCACCAGCACCGCAACAUGGCUAGGCACAGAGCCAUCGUCAUUGGCAUUUGGGCUGUGUUUGUUUUAGCCCUCGUACAAGAAUCAAAACCCGUGAGCUGGGAGGAAUGGUGGACGUACGACGGUAUCUCGGGUCCGGCGUUCUGGGGCCUCAUCAAUCCCGAGUGGUCGCUCUGCAACAAGGGCCGCCGACAGUCGCCGGUGAACCUCGAGCCGGGCCGGCUUCUCUUCGAUCCGAAUCUGCAGGCGCUGCAUCUGGACAAGCACAAGGUGGGCGGGGUGCUCACCAACACGGGCCACAGCGUCGUCUUCACCGUGGACAACGACACGCGGCAGCCCGUCAACAUAAGCGGCGGACCGCUGAGCUAUCGCUACCAGUUCCACGAGAUACAUCUGCACUACGGCCUGUACGAUAACGUCGGCAGCGAGCACACGGUAGACGGCUACAGCUUCCCGGCCGAGAUCCAGAUAUUCGGCUUCAACUCGCACCUCUACAACAACUUUUCGGACGCGCUGCAUCGUGCUCAAGGCAUCGUGGCCGUAUCCCUGCUACUUCAGAUCGGCGAUCUGUCGAAUCCCGAGGUGAGACUCUUUACCGAGCAUCUCGACAAAAUCACGUAUGGUGGCCAAUCGAUAGAUAUCAAGAGAAUCGGCGUGAGGGAACUGCUGCCCGACACGAUGCACUACAUGACGUACGACGGCUCGACGACGAUGCCGGCCUGUCACGAAACCACCACGUGGAUCAUACUCAAUAAGCCAAUUUACAUAACGAAACAACAGUUACGGAGCUUGAGGGAAUUGAAGCAAGGCGACAAGCGACACCCAAAGGCGCCGCUGGGCAACAACUUCCGACCACCGCAACCCCUACACCAUCGACCCGUCAGGACGAACAUCGAUUUUAACAUUGAGGGCCCAAAGAAUUGUCCAACAAUGAACAGAGAUAUUUACUACAAAGCCAAUAGCUGGAAAUAAAUCCGCAGAACUCAAAGAGAGCAAGAUUGGUAUAUACGGGGGAAAAGCCGACGAAGAAGAAAGCAAAAGAAGGAGAAGAGGAAGAAGGAGAGGCGCGGCGUAGGAAUGAGAAAAAUGGAGAGUCGACGAAACCUUGGGAAAAGCUUCGAUUUACCACUUUGGCACAACCGCAUCGACAUAUACGGCGAAGAAGCGAGCGCAUGAAUGAGAGAAGAAGGAGGAGGAACAAAAAAAAGAGCACGGAAUGCACGGAGUGCGUUUUAUAUUGUGAUGAUUUCAAGCGAGAGAAAGGAUAUACACUUGUAUACGUAUACAGACACACACGUGCGCGCGUAUUGAAACAAUUUCGUUCUUCUAUUGUUUUUUUUUGUUUUGUUUUGUUUUUUAUAUAUACGUACUGUGAGGGAUGACAGCAGACUUGAUACCGACAAAAAUUCAUAUGUGUAUAUACGUAUACAUUCGAACGCACGAUGCACUCAAUGUCUGUCUGUCUAUCUGUCACAUAUACACCCGGAAUAGAGCUCUGGGGCGCGGAGAGAGCGAGCGAGCGAGCGAGAAAGCGAGACAGGGUAUAUAUAUCAAGCGACGCUAAGAAAAGCAAACAUCAGCGACUACUAUACUAUACUGUGUAUACUUUACUACACACAACUUCUUCUGACGCCACCGUUACUAUUACUGCUUCUACUGCUGCUGCUGCUGAUGCUUCAUCCAUAUCUCACUCGCUCGCUAAAAGUUGCUCACUCUCAAUCUCGCGUAUAGCGUUAUGCAUUUGGUUGCUCUCCGCUGGCGCACUGCACACAUUUGUGCAGCCAGCUCGUGUGUUUUUACACGUAUAUGCGUAUGUGUAUUCGAAAGCUGUUGCAAAAUAUUGAAAGCCGAGAACGACGAGAGGUGAGCUUGGUCGCUCGGAUGCGUGCGUGCGCGUAUGUGCGUAAACGGGCUCGAUAGAGGACAUACCAAUACAAUCGACAUAUCAUGCAAAAAAAAAAUAAAAGCUAUAUUAUAUUAUCUGUAUACAAACGCGAGUCCACAAUGCGUGGCUAAAUGGUUGUUGGCGCGAGCUGCUGUUCGACCGAUCUGUACGCGUCGCAUAUAGAAAUAUGUAUAAAUAAAUUAUAUAUAAAUACAAAAUAUAUAUACUUGCUAUCGACUAAAAACAAAACUAUCUCUGUGAAGACGAACAAGAAAGGAAAAAAGCAAAACUAUUAACUAUUAAAUUAUAAUGUAAUAAUAACGAGUUAUAUAAAUAGAUGUGCGAGGGUAUAAAACAAAAAAAAGUAAGGGCUUGCUAUGAUUGUGAAAUAUUUUAAGUAAAAAAAAAAAAAAACAAGAUGACAGAAGCAAAAUUAAAAAUAUAACGUGUACGCGCUGUUAUUAUUAUUCUGAUUAUUGCGUAAAAGGAGAAAUCGCGUGAUGAGCUGUGAUGCCUAUACGUUGUAUACUUAGUCCCUGAUGAAAAUAGCAUAAUAAAAAUAUAUCAAACAUAAUAUGGGAUUUAAAGAUAUACAAAUUAGGAAACAAAAAACGAACGAAAAACUUACCCGUGUGCUAAGCGAGAAUUACUUUUGGGCGAAACGUAGUAGAGUAUUUGAAGCGUAAGGAAGCGAACUAUGGAAGCACGCGAGAAUUAGAAUCUGCAAAAAAAGAAUUGAAAAGAAAGAAGGAAUUAAUAUGUUAUAAUACAAUACCUGCAGACAAAUCACCCAACGAUUGAUACAUCCUAUUUAAAUAUACGUAUUUAAAUGUACUGACUGUAUACGGCUGAAAACACGAAACAAUCAUUCCUUUAUACUUUUAGUGACUUUUGAAUGCAAUGCAAACGAAACGAAAAAUGGUAAACAUGAAUAACACGAAAAUUUAUAUCUGUAUAUUACACACAUACACCUAUACAAGCAUAUGAGCAAAUAAAAACAUAACACACCCACAUACAUUCACACAAAGAUUUCAAAGACAAGCAGCUGCAAACUCUCGAGUUCUGUUAAUUGUACGAAUAUGUGUGCAAGCGUGUUGGUCUAGUGGCUACAUAGAAUACUUUUGUUGAGUCGAGAGAGAAAAGAGAGAGAGAGAGAGAGAGAGAGAGAAAAGAGAGACAAGAUAUGAAGAAACAGAACGAAAAAAAAGAGACAAGUUUUUCACGUUGCGUGAGGUAGCAAAGCAAACAGAAAAACGGAGCGCGUUUUGUCGUUGCACCGUCGACUUAUUAUAGAUGCUGGUACAUACUCGGCUCACUUUUUUUUCCUCUUUCUCUCUUUUUCCUUCUCUCUGGCUCGCAAGCCCAACUUGCUAAUAGAUCACGUAAUAGUUUUGUGUAAAAAAAAUUAAACACUAGAGAAUUGCUCCGAAAUUAAGUUAUAAGAUGAAGUAUAAUGAAGCAACAGAAAAAAAAAUUAACACAGUUCGAUGGACGCUUCAACGCGAUGUUUUAGACUAUAAUGUUACAUAAAUACGAUACAUGAAAAUAUAUUAUAUAUUAAUAUCAUUUAAACACGGUACGAUUAUGAAAAAAGAAAACCGAAGGAAUUAACGUAACUCGCGAUCGAAUGCGAGAAAACAAAGAAUUCAACGAGCGACGUACCGAGGAUGAAUAUAUUAUCAUUAAAAAAAAUGAAAUGACGCAAACUUACGUAAAAUAUAGAGUUAAAAAAUCGCUAUUGACUAUCGGUGGCUUUUGUGCGCCAUAUUAUUACACACGAGGCAGAUUAUUGAUAAAUAAGAUAUGGAACGGAGUCGAGAAAGGAAUGUUACUGUGAAGAACUCGAACCGCUGCGAAGGGCGUCACAUUGUGUCAGUGCACAACUUGUAAAUGAUAAAAGUUUUCGAAUGAUCGUCGAAUGUUCUUGAAACUGCCAAUAUAAAACACAUCGACAUAUGUAACGAACAAUAUAAAUCACAACAUCGGCCCUUUGCCCUUAUACGCGGAAAAGCCGUUAGCGCGUGUAAAAGCGGGACGAGCGCUGGUUUGAAAAUAGCGGAAUGCGUUUACGGAAUGUAAUAUCGGAAACGACGAUGACGACAAAGAUUAAAAAGGAAAACAACAAUAAAGGAAUCGAAAGAGAGAUAUGUGAAAGAGAUGCAAAAAAAGAAGAGAAAAAC
Trichogramma pretiosum is the source of this 5295-nucleotide messenger RNA. RefSeq names its product carbonic anhydrase-related protein 10 (gene CARPB). NCBI's taxonomy places the organism in Eukaryota, Metazoa, Arthropoda, Insecta, Hymenoptera, Trichogrammatidae. The transcript is spliced from 9 exons. The record is from RefSeq and is a predicted model, not a curated record. Bases 1249 to 2202 code for a protein of 317 amino acids. Gene Ontology annotation, molecular function: carbonate dehydratase activity; zinc ion binding.